AUGAAGCAUGAUAUAGAUAAAUUCGACACGAGUGAUUAUGCGGUUGAUAAUGCGUAUGGUAUUCCGCUCGCUAAUAAAAAGGUUCCGGGUCUGAUGAAGGACGAGAAUAACGGCGCGAUCAUGACCGAAUUCAUCGGGCUUAGAGCGAAAAUGUAUGCCUUACGCGUCGAUGGUAAGAGAGACACAAAGAAGGCUAAAGGCGUCAAGAGCAACGUUGUAGCAAAGUCGAUAACAUUCGACGAUUACGUGCGAUGUCUGCAGGACGAAACUGAAAUGACGCGAAAGCAGUCUUGCAUAAGAUCCAAGCUGCACGAGGUGUAUACAACGUCUGAAACGAAAAUCGCUCUAAGUCCGCAUGAUGAUAAGCGAUACAUUAUACCCGAUUCUGUCAAUCAUUUUACUCUACCAUGGGGACAUUAUAAGAUACCAUUGUAA
Messenger RNA from Wasmannia auropunctata (little fire ant), 435 nucleotides. RefSeq lists its product as uncharacterized. Bases 1 to 435 code for a protein of 144 amino acids. NCBI's taxonomy places the organism in Eukaryota, Metazoa, Arthropoda, Insecta, Hymenoptera, Formicidae. The record is from RefSeq and is a predicted model, not a curated record. The transcript has a single exon.